GGGCCUCCAUUAAAACAAUGAAAACCUCAUGCCGAUCCUAAAUUUGCAAGCAUUCCGUCCCGCUCUCCCGACCCAUUUAAAAAACCCUUAUAAAACCUCCCAAACGAAACGCUACCCAUCAUCAUUCCUCCGCUUUCCGAUCGAUCCGUUGAGAGAAACAGCGAGCGGAUCCGAGCCUCGCCUUGCCUCUUCUACUAUUCCUCCAUUCGCUGAAAGGAACUCGGAGGAAUCGCGACAUUCCGCUGGUCCGAAGCUUAGCAAUGGCUAUGGAGAUCACCCAGAUCCUGUUAUUGGCCCAAUCUCCAGAUGCUAAUGUCAGGACUGUUGCAGAGAAGAAUCUUAAGCAGCUUCAGGAACAGAAUCUCCCCAUUUUUCUCCUCUCCCUAUCUGCUGAACUAUCAAGUGACCAAAAGCCUCUGGAAUCCCGAAGACUUGCUGGCAUUGUCCUUAAGAAUUCUCUGGAUGCGAAGGACAUAAUUAGGAAAGGAGAGCUAACACAACAUUGGGUCAAUAUUGAUCCUACAAUAAAAACCCAGAUCAAGCAAUCUCUUUUCCAAACACUUGGGACAUCUGUAUCUGAGGCGGGGCACACCUCAUCACAAGUCAUUGCAAAGAUUGCUUCCAUUGAGAUCCCUCGAAAGCAAUGGCCAGAGCUCAUUGGCCACUUGCUAUCCAACAUGACCCAGCUAGAGACACCAGCCUCAUUGAAACAAGCAACCCUCCAGGCACUUGGUUAUGUCUGUGAGGAGAUAUCUUCACAGGAUUUGGAGCAAGACCAAGUAAAUGCAGUUCUUACUGCUGUAGUUCAGGGUAUGUCUCAGACUGAACACUGCCCUGAAGUCCGUCUUGCUGCUGUCAGAGCACUAUAUAAUGCUCUUGAUUUUGCUCAGCAUAACUUUGAAAAUGAGAUGGAGCGGAAUUUCAUUUUGAAGGUUAUAUGUGAGACUGCUGUAUCAAAAGAGUUGGAGAUUAGGCAGGCAGCAUUUGAGUGCCUUGUUUCGAUCUCUUCUACAUACUAUGAGGUGCUUGAACAGUAUAUGCAGACAUUAUUCAAUCUGACAGCAAAUGCUGUGAAGACAGAUGAAGAACCUGUUGCCCUUCAAGCUAUUGAGUUCUGGAGUUCUAUUUGUGAUGAAGAGAUUGAGAUUCAAGAUGUCUAUGGGGGAGCUGAUGAUGCAGGCUCAGAGCAUCAUCAUUUUCAUUUUAUAACAAAAACACUUCCGUUUCUUGUUCCAUUGUUGCUAGAAACUCUAUUGAAACAAGAGGAGGAUCAAGAUCAAGAUGAAGGUAUCUGGAACUUGUCCAUGGCUGGUGGGACCUGCUUAGGACUUGUUGCAAGGACUGUUGGAGAUGUGAUACUGCCCCUUGUUAUGCCCUUCGUGGAGGAUAACAUAGUAAAACCUGAUUGGCAAAGCCGAGAAGCAGCCACCUAUGCUUUUGGCUCCAUUCUUGAAGGUCCAUCAAUUGAAAAGCUUUCUCCACUGGUUCAUGCUGGUCUAAACUUCUUUCUUAAUUCAAUGAAAGACCAGAAUAGCCAUGUGAGGGACACCACUGCAUGGGCUUUGGCUAGGAUCUUCGAAUUCUUGCAUUCUCCAAGCACUGCCGAUCAAAUUGUAACAUCUGCAAAUCUUCCUCAUAUCAUGUCCGUAUUGUUGGAAAGUAUCAAAGAUGUCCCUAUCGUGGCUGAAAAGGUUUGUGGUGCCAUUUACUUUCUUGCUCAGGGGUAUGAAGAGGAGGGAUUAGGGUCAAGUUCCUCUGUCCUUUCACCUUACCUUCCUGACAUCGUUGCUGCUCUCCUUUUCUCUGCUGAUCGCACCGACUCUAGCAGCUCCAGGCUUCGGGCUUCUGCAUAUGAAACCUUGAAUGAGAUAAUAAGGUGCAGCAAUAUACCUGAGAAUUCUAAUAUGAUUGCCCAUUUACUCUACACAAUCAUGACCAGAUUAGGCCAGACUUUAGAGCUCCAAGUUGUUUCCUCAGAUGAUAGGGAGAAGCAAAUUGAUAUUCAAGCUUUGCUUUGUGGCGUCCUCCAAGUAUUGAUUCAGAAGCUUAGUGCCUCUGAUGAGACCAAGUCAAUCAUUCUACAGGCUGCGGAUCAGAUGAUGAUCUUGUUUCUCCAAGUGUUUGCUUGCCGCAGUUCUACUGUGCAUGAAGAUGCAAUGCUUGCAAUUGGAGCACUAGCUUAUGCUACGGGUACAGAAUUUGCUAAAUACAUGCCAGAGUUAUACAAGUAUCUAGAGAUGGGAUUGCAAAAUAUUAAGGAGUAUCAGGUCUGCUCUAUCUCAGUUGGUGUCGUGGGGGACAUCUGCCGUGCCUUGGAUGACAAGGUCCUUCCCUAUUGCGAUAGUAUCAUGACUCAUCUUCUUAGGAACCUCUCAAAUUCCAUGCUCAAUCGGUCUGUCAAGCCUCCCAUGUUCUCAUGCUUGGGGGACAUUGCCCUUGCCAUACGUGAGCAUUUUGAGAAAUAUCUGCCCUAUACAAUGCCGAUGCUGCAAGGAGCUGCAGAACUGUGCUCCCGGAUGGAUGGUGGUGAUGAGGAUUUGCUUGAUUAUGGAAACCAGCUUAGAUGCGGCAUAUUUGAUGCUUACUCUGGUAUACUUCAGGGAUUUAAAAACUCCAAGGUGGAGCUGAUGGUUCCUUAUGCAGGCCAUCUUUUACAAUUUACAGAGGCAAUCUUUAAAGACAAGGAUAGGGAUGAGGGAGUGACUAAAGCUGCGGUUGCUGUCAUGGGGGAUCUCGCAGACACACUUGGUCCAAACACAAAGAUCUUCUUUAGAGACUGUACUUUCCAUAAUGAUUUCUUAGGAGAGUGCUUUGCAUCUAACGAUGACCAACUGAAGCAGACAGCAACCUGGACUCAGGGAAUGAUUGGACGUGUUCUGGUUUCAUGAGGUGAAGCCACUUCUCGGAGUAAAACGAAGGUUCCUCUUUUCAUUAUACUGUUUCCUGUGAUAGCAAAGCAGUUCAGUCUCAAGGUGGGUACAAGUAUGUUGGGAUGUAGUCAUUUUUCAUACCCCUUUCUGUUUACCUGCGUCACUUUGUGCGAAUGUGGCAGUGAUAUGCCACUUGCAGACAAAUGUUAAUGGGUUUGGGUGUACGGGAACUCUAUUAGCUAAUGCAUCCACUCGUUUGUGGUUCUUAGUA
This is a messenger RNA of Elaeis guineensis (African oil palm), 3141 nucleotides long. Its product is annotated as importin subunit beta-1. Gene Ontology annotation, molecular function: small GTPase binding. NCBI's taxonomy places the organism in Eukaryota, Viridiplantae, Streptophyta, Magnoliopsida, Arecales, Arecaceae. Gene Ontology annotation, biological process: protein import into nucleus. The record is from RefSeq and is a predicted model, not a curated record.